UAACGUUUUUAUUCACGGCUUGCCCAUCUUGCUUUCUCCAAGUGUUGCAAUGCCGCCAUAAUCAUGAAUCAGGCUACUCUGGUGUAUAUAUAGGUAUAUACACAUGCAAACAUUCCAUGACAUCUACCAACAUCACCUCUAUCCCACAGGCUCUAUCUCCCCUCCCCUCUCCUCUUUGCUUUUUUCUAGUUCGCUUCAAAGGGGUAAUGUAAAUGCUUAAAACACCAACGCCAAAGCUCGUGAAUGUACUGACUUUCGCCGCCCAACACCAUGACAUAAAACAGGGACUGAGGAAGGCGCCUUCAUUACGUCUCAUAUCUCGUUCCGAACAACAAACAAAAACAACCGCACUGGCCAAAAAUUGGGAAUCACAAGCCGCUUAUCAAUAAUGAAUUCAUCAUAGAGGCAUCAAUCCGAUACCUCCCCCACUCUUCUUGGCGAUUCUGCCGUCACGCCUGAAUCCGUUGCUGCUACUUGCACCAGAUCGAGACGAUGGACCGGCACCGCUUGAAGAACCUCCACC
Messenger RNA from Trichoderma virens Gv29-8, 523 nucleotides. RefSeq lists its product as uncharacterized. The transcript has a single exon. The coding region runs from base 213 to 389 and encodes 58 amino acids. NCBI's taxonomy places the organism in Eukaryota, Fungi, Ascomycota, Sordariomycetes, Hypocreales, Hypocreaceae. The record is from RefSeq and is a predicted model, not a curated record.